CCCAAAUAUGUUGCGCCACACGAUCACGUGCAUUACUUUGCGGUCAUAAAUUUAUUGUUCUGCGCGACCUGAACAUCCUUUCUUGCCUUCGUGCUCUCCCUCCACCUCGCUCGAUUAUCCUAACGCUACCAUGUCCCACGAUGCGAGCAUGGAUUCGAGUCAUCGCUCUGCUGCACAGUCCGCCACAGGGAACAAAACACUGCCACAGGAGUCUCUAUCCGACCAGUCGUGCUCUUCUGUGCACAACACUUUGCUCAGCAACAAUGAGUCUGACACCCCACAGGUUCAUCCCAAAUCCAAUCCAGUUCAUCCUAUGGCAAGAUAUGAUCCAUACAUUCGAGCCGAUAUCAGCAGCCGCGUGUUCAUGCCUGCAGAUGAUUUUUUCACCCAAAUUCUCCAUCUUCCUCACGACUGGCACACUAAUAACGAGAUUCAAUCUCUUAUUGCGACCAUCAAAAAUGAUGCUACAUUCAGAACACACGUCAAGACCUACGUCGAACAAUGCAAUCCCAAGUCUGGGGAUAAGACUUCUCAUCCUGACGGGCUGAUGUUUGAUUGUGCGUUCGAUGUUCUAGGUGUCACUGAAAAGGACUGUGGACUGGGCCUUGAUGCGAAACCGGUCGACAGUGGCUCUCAAGAUAUCCCUGAUAGCUGGAGCGUUCUUCGUUCGAUGCUUAGUUCAGGAAACUUGUUUGAUGCUAUCCAGGAUAAUGGACCUGGGAAUAAAGUGUCGUGGGUUCAAAGUAUGCGUUGUCAGGAAUUCAAGCCCGAUGAGUGUUAUCUUGACGAAAGGAUCUGA
Molecule: messenger RNA, 799 nt
Organism: Desarmillaria tabescens
Lineage: Eukaryota; Fungi; Basidiomycota; Agaricomycetes; Agaricales; Physalacriaceae
Exons: 1
Coding region: 131-799 (222 amino acids)
Source: RefSeq, a predicted model, not a curated record